AUGUCUUCCCCCGACCUCAAGGCCUCCAAGGAGGCUCCCGCCAGCCAGCGCGUCUCCACCAGCUCCAGCGAUGACCGCCCCGUGUGGCACAACUCGGACGGCCUGCACCGGCGGCUGGACAACCGGCAGAUCCAGCUCAUCGCCAUCGGCGGCACCAUCGGCACCGGCCUGUUCGUGACCAUCGGCGAGGGCCUCGUCAAGGGCGGGCCCGGCAACCUGCUCCUCGCCUACACGCUGUACGCCUGCGUCGUGGCGCUCGUCAACAACUCCAUCGCGGAAAUGUGCACCUACAUGCCCGUGUCGGGCGGCUUCAUCCGCCUCGCGGGCGUGUGGGUCGACGAGGCCCUCGGCUUCAUGGUCGGCUGGAACUACUUCUUCUACGAGGCGCUGCUGAUCCCGUUCGAGGUGACCGCGCUCAACCUCGUGCUCUCGUUCUGGAGCGACAAGGUCACCGAGCCCGGUCCCACGGCGGGUAUCUGCGCGGCCAUCAUCAUCGCAUAUGGUAUCAUGAAUGUGGCUGCUGUGAGCGUGUUUGGUGAAGCGGAAUUCUGGCUGUCCGGCGGCAAGGUGAUACUCAUCUUCAUCCUGUUCCUGUUCACGUUCAUCACUAUGGUCGGAGGCAACCCGGCCCACGAUGCCUACGGCUUCCGGUACUUUACCAAUCCCGGAUCCUUUGCGACGUAUCUUACUGCCGGUGACACGGGCCGCAUGGAAGGCUUCAUGGGAGCUCUGGCCACUGCCACCUUCACCGUCGUCGGCCCGGACUACAUCUCCAUGAUCGCUGCCGAGGCCAAGCACCCCAGCCGGUACAUCAAGUCGGCCUUCAAGACCGUCUACGUGCGAUUCGGCCUCUUCUUCUUCGGCGCUGCUUUGACAUGUGGAAUCGUGCUGCCCCACAACGACCCGGUCCUCCAGAAGAUCUACCUCGGCGGCGGCUCCGGCGGUGGCACCGCCGCCGCCUCCCCCUGGGUCAUGGCGAUGGAGAACCUCAAGAUCCAAGGCCUGCCCCACCUGGUGAAUGCCCUGCUCUUCACGACAAUCUUCUCCGCCGGUAACACGUACACCUACUGCGCGACCCGGUCCCUCUACUCCCUCGCCGGCGACGGCCGCGCCCCGGCCUUCCUCCGGAAAACCGCCAAGAACGGCGUCCCCAUCUACUGCUUCUGCAUCACCAUGAUCUUCCCCAUGCUGUCCUUCCUCCAGUGCGGCAGCGGCUCCGCCAAGGUCCUCAAGUGGCUGCUGGCGCUCAUCACGGGCGGCGGCGUCAUCAACUACAUCGUGAUGAGCAUCACCUUCCUCAACUACCACGCCGCGUGCAAGGCCCAGGGCGUCGACCGCCGCACCAUGCCCUACUACGGCUACCUCCAGCCCUACGGCGCCUGGGUCGCCCUCUUCCUGCAGACCAUCGUCGUCCUCACCUACGGCUGGUCCUCUUUCCGCCCGGCCUUCGACGUCGGCACAUUCUUCUCAAACUACACCAUGCAGAUCGUGGCGCCCCUGCUGUUCAUCGUCUGGAAGGUCGUGAAGCGCACAAAGUACAUCAAGCCCAAGGACGUCGACCUCGUCUUUGACCGGCCCCUCCUCGACAGGUACGAGGAGCACCUGCUCGCCCGCGAGCCGCCCAGCAGCUUCUGGAAGGAGAUGGUGCAGAUGGUCGGAAUUGGGCGAAAGAAAGUUAUUGACGGCGAGAAGGCGUGA
This is a messenger RNA of Diaporthe citri, 1698 nucleotides long. RefSeq lists its product as uncharacterized. Gene Ontology annotation, cellular component: membrane. The transcript is spliced from 2 exons. Bases 1 to 1698 code for a protein of 565 amino acids. NCBI's taxonomy places the organism in Eukaryota, Fungi, Ascomycota, Sordariomycetes, Diaporthales, Diaporthaceae. Gene Ontology annotation, molecular function: amino acid transmembrane transporter activity. The record is from RefSeq and is a predicted model, not a curated record. Gene Ontology annotation, biological process: amino acid transmembrane transport.